Fusarium sp. VM40 is the source of this 2067-nucleotide messenger RNA. The record is from the annotation of a GenBank genome assembly. NCBI's taxonomy places the organism in Eukaryota, Fungi, Ascomycota, Sordariomycetes, Hypocreales, Nectriaceae.
AUGCCUAUUUGCAAUCUUUGUCACGCAGCUAUAUGCGACCUUUAUCCCAAGGUGGGGGAUGUUCACCCCCAGCGGGAAACCACUUUGAGGUAUCCUCCUUACGACGCAGACAAUAACCAAGCCUGUUGGAUAUGCAUCAGGCACGCCGAGUACUUAGAGGAGUUUCAUCAUGAAGUCUAUCGACUUUGGCUUAAGCAUCAAUUGCUCGUGACCUUCCAAGCUGAAUAUGGCUAUAUGGAAGAAGAUAAAGAAGUUCACGCUAAUCAUAGUCGCUUCGAGGCUCCUGUGCUGACUAGAGGACGUCGUGAUCGAAAGAUGGAGGUUCAUCAACUAUUUUUGACUCGGAAACAUAAGGGGAGUGACGGUGCUGGAUGUCUCAUCGAACUGAAAUUCUACAAACAAGGAGAUAUUCCAGAAACAAGAUCCUAUGUACAGAAUACCGUCACAAAUGAGAUCAAUAUCCGCCAAAUCCAAGAUUGGGUCAACAACUGCGAGAGACUUCACUCGGCGUGUCAUUCCUACUCUGAAACCCCAUGGUAUCCCACGCGUCUGUUAGAUUUAGGACAAGGUAAAGACACGCUGAAUCUCAUUAUCAGCGAGGAAAUGAAACCUAUCGGACCAUACAUGACGUUGAGCCAUCGAUGGAGUAACUAUCAGUACGAGAAGCUCACUUCCGAAUCACUUGGUCGCUUUACAUGCUCUAUAGACAUGAAAAGCCUUCCACGUAUGUUCCAAGAAGCGAUCAAUAUGACACGGUCACUUGGGAUUCGUUAUCUUUGGAUCGACUCCCUUUGCAUCAUGCAGGACAAGGCCUGUGGUGACUGGAAAAUCGAAGCUUUCAAGAUGGGUCAAGUAUAUGCCAACACAUAUUUGAACCUGUCAGCCUCAUAUGCAGUUGACGAUGGAGAGAAUCCAUCAAUCUUCUCUCCUGAGCCUUGGAACUGUGUCUCACCCUCAGUCCUCAAUCUACCGGACGGAAGGGAAUUGAAGAGAAAGUUUCUUAUCGAUGGGGAUCUAUGGACAGAUGAGGUCGACGCAUCGCCAUUGAUGGGACGUGGGUGGGUGUUCCAGGAGCGAUUUCUUUCGCCGCGAGUAGUUCACUUUGGCAUGCGACAACUUGCAUGGGAAUGCGACGGAGGAAGCGCACUUGAAAUGUUUCCUACUAGUUUACCACCAGGCUUUGAAGAUUUUUUCAAAACUAACGUAUGCGUGCCUAUUAUGCAAUCUAUGCAAACGACCGAUCCUGCAGAUUUCACGGUUCGGUGGCGCAAAAUUGUCACUAGUUACUCUGUUUGUGACCUCACAUUUCAUACGGAUAAGCUUGUCGCUUUUGCAGAAGUUGCCAAGCUUGUGGAGUCUCGAAGGGGUGAUGAGUAUCUCGCAGGUAUGUGGAAGAGCACCUUGAGAGAGGACCUUGCCUGGUGGCUUUCGCAAGAUACUGAUAGGAGUAUUCUCAACACUGGAGCUGCUCAACGUGCGCCCAGCUGGUCCUGGCUUUCCUUGAACGGCGAGAUUUGCUUCUACCCACCACCGUCAGCACACCACCGGCAGGAGUAUUUCUGUCAUGUGUUGGGAACCCCGACAAGCGAACAUGUCGGCUCUUCGGUACUUGUAGCUCGGGGUAUACUUGAGUUGAGAGGGAAGGUUUUUCCAAUCACAUCUCUCGAAUGGUUGGAAGGCAAUGUGAGGUUUUUUCAGAUAGACAAUCUUCGAUUCGAGACGUCAGAGGGGCCAGAGAGUACGCACUUUGACUACGAUAGGACCCGAGCAGAAAUUAGCAAUCUUUGCUCACAACAAGAGCUUUAUAUGCUGCCACUAUACGCCACUGGAAGACUCUUGAUUAGCAUUUUGGUCUCAAAACUAUUCACCAACCCAGCUUGGCGACGAGUAGGCGCGGUUUGCAUUCAGUUUGCAAACAUCCCUCCUGAAUCUGACAAACCAUGCCUAGAAGGCUGGGUUCCUAUUCCUCACUCAGAUUGGGCUAUUCAUGGCGAUGGGUAUAACUUUUACACUCAAAUCUCAGAGGCAUUCAAAGCAGGAAACCUUGAGACUGUUAGCUUAGUUUAA